GUGGGAGCAGCCGCCAUGGAGGAGCCCGCGGCGCACAACGGCAGCGCCGCCGGGGCCGCGCCCGGGGCCGGGACCCCCGCCCGCCCGCCCGCCACCCCCGAGGGCAUGGCGCUGGCCUACGGCAGCCUCGUCCUCAUGGCGCUGCUGCCCAUCUUCUUCGGGGCGCUGCGCUCCGUCAGCUGCGCCAAGAGCAAGAACUCCUCGGAGAUGCCAGAGACCAUUACCAGCCGAGAUGCUGCUCGCUUUCCCAUUGUUGCCAGCUGCACCCUCCUGGGGCUCUACCUCUUCUUUAAAAUAUUCUCUCAAGAGUACAUCAAUCUUCUGCUUUCCAUGUAUUUCUUUGUGCUGGGGAUCCUGGCCCUUUCCCACACUAUCAGCCCCAUGAUGAACAGAUUCUUCCCUGCAAAUUUCCCCAACAAACAGUACCAGCUCCUCUUCACCCAGGGCUCCGGGGAGAGCAAGGAGGAAAUAGUGAAUUACGAGUUUGACACCAAGGAUCUUGUGUGCCUGGCCUUGAGCAGUGUUGUGGGGGUCUGGUACCUGCUGAGAAAGCACUGGAUUGCCAACAAUCUCUUCGGGCUGGCGUUCUCCCUCAACGGGGUGGAGCUGCUGCACCUGAACAAUGUCAGCACUGGCUGCAUCUUGCUUGGGGGCCUCUUCAUCUACGAUGUGUUCUGGGUCUUUGGCACCAACGUGAUGGUGACAGUUGCCAAAUCAUUUGAGGCCCCAAUAAAACUGGUUUUCCCUCAGGACCUGCUGGAGAAGGGGCUGGACGCCGACAACUUCGCUAUGCUGGGACUGGGAGACAUCGUCAUUCCAGGGAUCUUCAUUGCCUUGCUGCUGCGGUUUGAUAUCAGCCUGAAGAAGAACACGCACACGUAUUUCUACACCAGCUUUGUGGCCUACAUCUUUGGGCUGGGCCUCACCAUAUUCAUCAUGCACAUCUUCAAGCAUGCCCAGCCUGCGCUGCUGUACCUGGUCCCUGCCUGCAUUGGAUUCCCGCUUCUCGUGGCCUUGGCAAAGGGAGAAGUAACCGAAAUGUUCAGCUAUGAAUCCUCUGCUGAAAUCUUGCCUCACACACCAAGACUCACCCACUUCCCCACGGUGUCUGGCUCGCCGGCCAGCCUGGCUGAUUCCAUGCAGCAGAAACUGUCCUGUCCCCGCCGACGCCGGCAGCAGAGCCCUAGUGCCAUGUAGCCACUGCCGCCGGGGCCCCUUGUCUGUCGCUCUGGCCAGGUAGGGGCAGGCCCUGGCUCUCCCUGGCCCAAGCUCUCCCUGUUCCCAGCUCUCCUCACUCCGUGGGCAGAGGCUGGAGCUGUUGCUGUAUUGCUGUGGGCCAGUUUCUCUCCCACUCUGAGAGACGACACUGGGAAGAGCAUGAUUUGAUAUCCCAGAUCUUGUCCUUAGAGCAGCAUUCUCAUUUCCUUAGCCAGAGCCCUGGGGCCACUGCUGGAGGGGAUUUGCAGCCAGAGGAGUGAGACCCUGUGAGGGAACACUGCUGUUGGUCUUGCUGCAGUUCCCCUGUUAACUGGCCCCACUGGCACCAGUGCUCAGCCAAGGAAAGCAUGUGCUAUCCAGGAUAUCCAAUAGUGAACAAGGGAACAAGGGUAGAUCCCCGGGCACAGAGCUGACCCCUGGCUGGGUCCGCCCUAUCCUUUGAGAUGUCCGGGGGAGAUGCAUCCCUCAUCUCCCUGCCUGGGUUCUGCCCCAUGGGGCUUCCUGUGCUGGGGGCUGAUGGCUGGAGCCCACCUUGUCCUCAACAACAGCAGGGCAGAACCAAGGCCACAGGCUGGGCUGUCCCCAGGUGGCACAGGGCUCUGUCUCCAGG
This is a messenger RNA of Prinia subflava (tawny-flanked prinia), 1828 nucleotides long. RefSeq names its product histocompatibility minor 13 (gene HM13). The record is from RefSeq and is a predicted model, not a curated record. Gene Ontology annotation, biological process: membrane protein proteolysis. Gene Ontology annotation, cellular component: lumenal side of endoplasmic reticulum membrane; cytoplasmic side of endoplasmic reticulum membrane; membrane. Lineage: Eukaryota; Metazoa; Chordata; Aves; Passeriformes; Cisticolidae. The coding region runs from base 16 to 1197 and encodes 393 amino acids. The transcript is spliced from 12 exons. Gene Ontology annotation, molecular function: aspartic endopeptidase activity, intramembrane cleaving.